Colletotrichum truncatum is the source of this 957-nucleotide messenger RNA. RefSeq names its product rapamycin complex subunit LST8 target. NCBI's taxonomy places the organism in Eukaryota, Fungi, Ascomycota, Sordariomycetes, Glomerellales, Glomerellaceae. Gene Ontology annotation, cellular component: TORC2 complex; TORC1 complex. Gene Ontology annotation, molecular function: protein binding. Gene Ontology annotation, biological process: TOR signaling; regulation of actin cytoskeleton organization. The record is from RefSeq and is a predicted model, not a curated record.
AUGUCUGUGAUUCUCUGCACAGCGGGUUACGACCACACAAUCAGGUUCUGGGAGGCUCUUUCUGGCAUCUGCUCUCGUACAAUCCAGCACCCAGACUCUCAAGUCAACCGCCUCUGCAUCUCUCCCGACAAGCGCUUCCUCGCGGCUGCUGGCCACCACACGGUUAAGCUUUACGACAUCAAGUCAACGAACCCGAACCCGUUGCUGACCUUCGAGGGCCACACGGGUAAUAUCACCGGCGUCGCCUUCCAUUGUGAAGGCAAGUGGAUGGUCACCUCUUCCGAAGACGGCACUGUCAAGAUCUGGGAGACGCGCAGCGGUCAGGUCCAGCGUAGUUACAAUCACGGCUGUCCCGCCAACGAUGUCGUUAUUCACCCUAACCAGGGCGAGAUCAUCAGCUGCGACCGUCAGGGUAGCGUCCGUGUGUGGGACCUGGCCGAGAACAAUUGCUCCCACCAGUUAAUCCCCGAAGAGGACGUCUCCGUCUCAAGUGUCACCGUUGCCAGUGAUGGUUCUCUUCUAUGUGCAGCCAAUAACGGCGGCAACGUAUUUGUUUGGCAACUGCUCCAGACCUAUGACCGAACGCAGCUUCUUCCAGUGACGCAUUUCAAUGCGCAUAAGGAGUAUAUUACUCGUAUUCUUCUGUCUCCCGAUGUGAAGAAGCUUGCGACCUGUAGCGCCGACCAUACCGCCCGCAUCUGGGAAGUCAAAGACCUCGAACCCGCCCCCAACGAGGAGCCCAAACCGUUCCCCCUCGAGGCCACUCUUACGGGUCACCAGCGCUGGGUAUGGGACUGCGCUUUUAGCGCUGAUUCGGCGUAUCUGGUGACAGCAUGCUCCGAUCACUACGCGCGGCUCUGGGAGCUACACAGUCAGCAGAUCAUCCGGCAGUAUAACGGACACCAUAGAGGUGCCGUCUGCGUCGCCCUCAAUGACUAUUCAGAGUCGGCUAGAUGA